ACAACGUUCUACAACUAUCCGUUCAAUCCGGAUUCACCAACACAGCACGAAGACAAGGAAGUGAAAAUCGUAGAUUUGGACGCGCACGGGACUACUGUACUCGCUCUGCAACCUCCCCUCAAUUGCACAAGCGCUAGAAUUGAGGCUCACUAUGACCGCAGUGGCAAGGAUAACUUUACCAACGCCGUCAUCUACAGUAGCCUUUACGUAGAGGCGGGCAAAUCACCGUCAAAUUCUUUCCUUCAACUGAUCGCCGACAACGAAGGUGUUGUCGAUGUUGGCAAAACGUUGUCCUUCUCGGUAAAAGCUACCGAACAGAUACCAGUUCUCACCUAUCAGGUGAUGUCAAGGGGAUCUGUGGUGCUGUCAAAAGAAAUUCCAGUGAACUCUGACCAUACCACAAUUUCCUUCACAGCCACGAACGAGAUGGCACCGAAAUCGAGGCUGAUCGCUUACGCUGUUCGAGCGGGCAAUCAAGAGAUUUUGGUGGACGCCACAGAUUUCAAAGUUGACGGUCUGUUCCGGAACAAUGUCACCCUCACAAUCGACAAAUCGUCCGUCGAACCUGGUGAAUCAGUGUCAUUCAAGGUUUCAGCGGAUCCUGAAUCCUACGUCGGUCUACUCGUCCUUGAUCAGUCAGUGCUACUCCAGAAAUCUGGAAACGAUAUCACACCACAACUGGUAGAUUUCUCAUCUGGUCAUAUAAAACUGAAAAAGGCAAAAAAGGCACUUGAUACCGCAAUUCUAAUACAGAUCGAGUCGGACAUAGAAGAAUACGAUACAACUGGUUACCAAGGUGGCGGUGGAUUCCGUCCAUGGGAAGGAGCGAUUGAUAAGAAGAGGCGGAAGCGAUCCAUAUGGAAUCCAUGGUGGGGCGUUGGUGGAAAGGAUGCAGCCAGUAUUUUUGAAAACGCUGGCUUAAUUGUUUUGACGGACGCAUAUCUUUACCGGCAACCAGAUCCGCCAAGUGCGUUCAUACUACGGUAUUAUCUGGUCUGCCAGGGUUCUCGUUCUUGA
Messenger RNA from Cooperia oncophora, 1017 nucleotides. Lineage: Eukaryota; Metazoa; Nematoda; Chromadorea; Rhabditida; Trichostrongylidae. The record is from the annotation of a GenBank genome assembly.